This is a messenger RNA of Xyrichtys novacula (pearly razorfish), 2255 nucleotides long. The record is from the annotation of a GenBank genome assembly. Lineage: Eukaryota; Metazoa; Chordata; Actinopteri; Labriformes; Labridae.
AUGGAUAAAGGUUGGUUUAUUGGACAUGAGAGGAUUCGUCCUUCAAAAUCUGAUGAGCAGUUAUCCAGCUUUUGCAACAGGGUCACUAGACCCUGCUUGACUAUCAACCUGACUGACAUGCUUCGAGCUGACCGACCAAGUGCAGUAAAAAAGCCAAUUCCAAUUCGACCGCCAAGCCCCAGAGUCUCUCAGCCCAAGAGACAAGAGUUUCAUCACAGUCCCUCCUGUGAACCACCACCUAAACCCAUCAUCAGACAGCGGUCCCGCUCUCUGCCUUCCACCACCAAUAAGAAGAAAUGCAGAAAUGUUGGUGUUCGGUUUGUUGAUUCUUUGGGGCUUGAUCUGGAAGAUAUCAGGUUUUUUAAAUCAGGAGAGGAUCCAUUUGUACCAUAUCAUGUCACAUUUAGACUGUUGAUGGCUGCUGAAUUAGCAAAUGGCAAGCAUAUGGAGAUAUCCUUGCCAUACUUGAGGCCAGUUUUUGACCAGCAACCUGGUGAUAAGCCUGGUUUCCUGCAUUGUCUGAAGCAGCAGAAAGUUUGUCUGGAAAGAGUCUUGUGUUCUGAACUGGGUGUGAUGGGAAUCACAGAAGUCCUCAAUAUGCACUUUGAGAAGGAAGUUACAGCACGCUUUACAUUUACAGAUUGGAAAAGCUACACAGAAACUAAAGCAUCUUGGGUCUCCACCACCACCAAGACCUUGGAAGGAGGGGAGCAACUCUGUUGUGACACAUUUCGAUUUCACCUGCCUGCUCCACCGUUUUUGCAGCCAGGUGCGGCGUUGCAGUUUGCCAUCAAGUACAAAGUGUGUGGAGCUGAAUACUGGGACAACAAUGGUGGAGAAAAUUAUAAGCUAGUUUGCCAUAACUACAAGCUUUCUGUGCCAAAAGAAUGUGAGGAUAGCAUGGUGCACUUCAUUUGAGAUGCUGACAGAUAGAAGAAAUCUAUUAAGAGCACUUUAUGACUGUUUGGACAAGACCUAUAAAAGUGUACAACUGCACUGUAACAUAAGAUAUUACUUUUUUAGGCUGUACUCAUUUUUUUUUUACAAGUUUGGCUUAAGAUAGACUAUCUGUACAAACAGCCAGAGUAGAGCUGACUAUAAUAGAGCACUUAUAUCUGAAGCCAACUAUUGUUGUUUUUUUAAUCAAGAAAAUGCACUAGAUUGUUUGAUUUCCCUGUCCAUUUCAACAAGUGCACUUUAUUUUGAGAAAAAAAAAAGAAGAUUAAUGGGACAGCCAAAGGCUAAGCCAACAUAGAUUUUGUGGGGAACUGAAACCUUUGCACUUCAGCCCAGUUUUCUUCAAGCUAAAAUUGUUAUAAAAGAAUAGUUGACUACAGUUAAGAUCUGAGGUCUUUUUCUGGGGGUGGGGAGUGAAAAGUGAAUAUAUAUGUAUAUAUAUAUAUAUAUAUAAACUAUGCCAUAAAUGUGAGGUUAACAGAUCUCCCAGCACAAUUAUAAUGAAUGCUCAUUUUGUUUGGCAAUAAAGCACACUUACUUACACACAAAUUUCAGCUGAGUAGAUGUCUGCUUCGUAUAAUAAAUGCAUUCUGAAAAUCUGAGGCAAUUUCCAAGACAUAAUUUCGAAAACAGUGUACAUGAAAUCCCAUCGACAUUAUUUUAUGACUGUAAUGAAAUCCCCUUCGCGUGUGAGUAGGACGCGCAUGCGCAGGCGUACAGUCCUGCGUAACGGCAAGAUUUCGCGCGUCUUGCAGGAUCACUUGCUAACCGAACACUGGCUAACUACUGGAGUAAUAUGUGUUAGUGUAGGAUAUCACAGUAAGUACGAUUACUAGAAAAAUGUAAUUAUCUAAAAAAAAUCUCAAACAAUUCCGGUACCUCUUGGUCUGCUUUGAAAGUAAGUGUUAUUUAGGAGGUAACGUUUACCGUUGGUGGUAAUAUAAAUAGGUAAUGUAUGCUAACUUCAGAUGUGCAAAUAAUGGAUGGUGGGGAGGCUUAAAAAUUCAGCAUUGGCUCGAUGUAUUACCCACAGGUAAUAAGCUUAUUGUGUACUGUAACGACAUGAGUCGACAUAUUCGACAGUGUAAUGUUGUCAGCAGUUAGCUGGUGAAGUGAAUUCUAACAUAGCUGGUAGUGGGCGUUGUAAGGAGUUUGACAGGCUGGAAAACACACGACACAGCAUUGGACCUUAAGGCGCUACUCACGAAGUUAAUUUCUGUCCAAGAAGCAUUUAGUUUGACAGGUUGUUAUCUGCACUUUCAGUUUCAGCCACUUUGAAGACAGCAGAGGUUAAGUGA